AUGUAUAACAAUAAUCUAAGUAGCUCCUCUCACAAAUAAUUGAAGACACUGUUAAACCAAAUUAAGUCUAUUCCUGUUUUAAAAUCUAUAGAAUAACUGAAAACAGAAGGAAUUUAAUAUUAUUUUCAUUAAGGAUAUGAAAAAAAGGUUCUACAUAAAAUGUUUACUCUUUAUAAAAAAAAAAGACAUAUCUAAAGAUAUAUCAAUCAUUAAGUUUAUACUGCAGACUUAAAUGGAAUUUCUCUAAAAACCAGCUAAAUUGAUAGAUUUAAUUUGUAUUAAAAAGGCUUAACGUAGUAAUUUAUUAUUAAUGAUCAUUUAGUGAAUUAAAUAUGAAUUCUAAUAGCAAUUUAAAUAGGUUGAAAAAAGCAGACUUUUAAACUUAAUCUACUGAAUAACUUUAUGGAUACAAAAAACUUAGAGCAUAGAGAUAUACACAUAAUAUUAGGUCAGAGGAUCUAAUCCAUAUAAUAAGAGAAUAAUAAUAUCAAUUAGAAUAAGAUUUAUAUGUCCAAGCAUUUAAUUAGACCAAAAAGAGAAGAAUUGUUAAUAUAAGCUAUGAGAAAAGAUAAUUAUUUUCAAUUUUUUUUAAAACCAACAUUUUUUCCAAUCAAAAUUAUUUACUAAUUAAAUUAUUUAUGAAUUUUAAGUUCAAAACUAUCAGAAGAACCAGAAAUGCUUUAAACGCUUAAUAAAUCUAUUGGGAAAUAAUUAAAUUAAAGAAAUAUUUUAGAGUGAAAACUAUUUUUGGAAAAGAAAGAAAGGCUGAAAUAAUUAUUCAUCGAACUCAAUUGCCAAACAACUAUAAAACUCAUGAUAUGAGCUUAUUUAUUGAACAGCAUCAAGAAACAUAGAAUAUGUUCUAUUACAUCGCAACAGGAUUAUUUAGUUUUUCUAUAAUGCAUAUCUAUGCAAAAAUGUUAUAUGAUGAUGAUACUAGAUAUUGGGUCAGCAUUCGAUUUCCAAAUCAUAUGAAAUAAUUUGAUAUUUUUAAUAGUCAUAUAUAGAAUCAAUAUGAUUAUAUUUUAGAGAAAGUAUAAAUAGGAAUAACAUUAUUUAGUUACAAUUAAAAAAUAAAGACUUAAGUGGAGCAGUUGGAUAUCAUAAUUUAAAAUAAGGAAUUAAAGAUCUAUUCAAAAGAGAGACACAAAUCAUUGAUUUUGAAACUACAGAUAAAUCCAUAGAAGGAUUAGAUAGUUUUUUAUAAGAAUAAGAUUAAAAAGUACUUAAAUCAAUUAAAUGA
Molecule: messenger RNA, 1243 nt
Organism: Paramecium pentaurelia
Lineage: Eukaryota; Ciliophora; Oligohymenophorea; Peniculida; Parameciidae
Source: the annotation of a GenBank genome assembly